Sorex fumeus (smoky shrew) is the source of this 1665-nucleotide messenger RNA. RefSeq names its product R3H domain containing 4 (gene R3HDM4). The record is from RefSeq and is a predicted model, not a curated record. Gene Ontology annotation, molecular function: nucleic acid binding. The coding region runs from base 41 to 859 and encodes 272 amino acids. The transcript has 8 exons. NCBI's taxonomy places the organism in Eukaryota, Metazoa, Chordata, Mammalia, Eulipotyphla, Soricidae.
CGGCGGCGGCCACUACGGCCACUACGGCGGCGUCCGAGGCAUGGUCGCGCUGGAGACGCCGGAGGGCUGCUCGCAGGAGGCGGCGCCGGCGGCGGCGGGGGGCGCCGCGGGCGGGCGAAGGACGCUGCCCCUUCCUGGCCGCCUGCCCUCCCUGGCCAGCCCCCAGGUGAAGAGACUGUCCGCCGCCAAGCGGAAACAGCACUUCAUCAACCAGGCAGUGCGCAAUUCGGAUCUGGUACCCAAGGCCAAAGGGCGGAAGAGCCUGCAGCGGCUCGAGAACACUCAGUACCUCUUAACCCUGCUGGAGUCAGAGGGGGGCGCAUCUGGUCCUGAUGAUGGGGACCUGCCCCCCCCAGCGGCACCGGGCAUCUUUGCGGAGGCUUGCAACAACGAGAACUACGUGGAGAUCUGGAACGACUUCAUGAACCGCUCGGGAGAGGAGCAAGAGCGAGUCCUGCGCUACCUGGAGGAGAGCAAGAGCAAGACGCGGAGGCGGGGACCUGGCCGAGGGGAGGAGAGCAGGAGAGUUGACCCGGCCUUCACACCCCGUGAGUGCUUCCAGCGCAUCAGCAGGCGUCUGCGGGCCAUCCUGAAACGAAGCCGCAUCCCUAUGGACACUCUGGAGACCUGGGAGGAGCGGCUGCUGGCCUUCUUCUCCGUGUCCCCCCAGGCUGUCUACACGGCCAUGCUGGACAACAGCUUCGAGAGGCUCUUGCUCCACGCCGUGUGCCAGUACAUGGAUCUUAUCUCAGCCAGUGCGGACCUGGAGGGCAAGCGGCAGAUGAAGGUGAGCAAUCGGCACCUGGAUUUCCUGCCGCCCGGGCUGCUCCUGUCGGCUUACCUGGAGCAGCGCAGCUGAUGACGGGCCCCCCCGGGCUCCCCCUCUGCCCCCGCGCCGCCCCUCCUACAAGAGCUUCAUGGUUUUAAAUUGAUUGAUCCUUGACAACCUGCUUUCCCCUUGGGGUCGGCUGCGUCUCACCCCGGCCCCUCCCGCCUGCCCAGAACCAGCCAUACUGGGACUUGUAUUUGGGUGGGGAGACCCACCAGGUCCCUUCCCGGUUCCUUCCGUCCGUUUGCGCCCGGCCCGGUCUGAGCUGACUCCGGGAGGCAGUGAGCCUGGGAUUUUUCUCCCUUUUAAUUAAUUCGGUGUGAUUUGUUGUACAUUUUUAAAAUUUUCCUUUGGGGAAGGAAAACCAAAAAUUUGCCCCAGCUGAUGGGGGGGGGGGCUAAGGGAGGGGGAGAGUGCUUUGCUCUGCCCCCUGGCUUGACACCCCCCUCCCUCCAGCUUGGGGCUCUUCCUGGCGCCCCAGGAAUGGUAUCUUGUGUGUGUGCGCGUGUGACCGCCUGCAUUUUAUCCUCUUUGACGGAUUGUGUGUCCCUGGGGGCCCUUCUUGGGGGUCUCUGGGGGCUCCUCCUGGUCUGUCCUUCCCUUUCUUCAAACUGGGGUUCCGGGGCUUCCGACCAGAAGCCUCCGCCCUCGGACUGCCUCGUUCUCCUUAGCUCUGCCCCUUGGGUUGGGGGUGACCUCAUCCAGGUCACUCUAGAUGGUCACCCCGCCCGUCCCACACAGGGCAGGGCAGAGCCAGACCCCUCCCCCCACCCGCAGUGUGACGUGUGCGCCCAGACAAGAGAGUUCUAAUAAAUUUCUGGUGCUCUGGUCCUGGA